Molecule: messenger RNA, 1440 nt
Organism: Symbiodinium sp. CCMP2456
Lineage: Eukaryota; Dinophyceae; Suessiales; Symbiodiniaceae
Source: the annotation of a GenBank genome assembly
AUGGCCUGGGCUGCUCCGAGCAAUGGCGGCGGACCGUCACAGGCGCGAGGAGCUGAGCUCGAGGGCAGGUCGGGGCCGAAGCGCAACGUUGGCCCUGCGAUGUCUUCCCGCACUUCUGCCUCUUCUCGCUCCGGUGGAGUGAAAGCCGGCUCACCCAAGAAUGCCGGUUCCUCCACUGCUGGCUUGGACCAUAAGAGCAUCGUGGCAAUGAGCCAGAUCUGCACGGAGGACCUCGAUGCCAAGAUGCGGGAGAAGAGUUCGCUGACAAAGCAGUUGGCAGAGCUGAAGCGGAGCAAACUCCAGUACGAGACGAAGCUCCAGAAGAAGAAGAAAGACGAUGACAGCGCAGUCGUGCAAACCAUCGACCUGGAAAAAAAGCUGCAAACCAUUAACAACAGCAACCGAGUGGCCACGGCCGAGCUGUCAGGGCUGGGGUCCGAGAACGAGCGGCUGCGCCAAGACAUCGAUGCCUUGAGAUCGCACCUGCAGGAGGCCACGACAGCCUACGAAAGAGAAUGCGAAGCUCUGGAGGGCUUGAAACAGGCCCUCCAGGCCACACGCAAGGAGCUUGCAGCUGAAUCGAAGCAGCGGGAUAUCGUCCAGCAGGACUUGCGUGCCUCGCGGACAGCACAGAAUCUGAUGAUCAACAGGCUAGACGACAUCGAGAGGAGGACCAGGGACACGAAGACCGGGAUGGUAGUGGGUCUGCUCGAGUGGGCCUAUCUUGUGUCGUGGGCAGCUGGCUUGCGUGAUAGCUCAGCUGGAAAAGUAGCGCCGUAUUUGUUCCACUUCUUUGGUUGUCGACGUCAAGAGGACAUCAUGAGCGGCUUAAUGGAAUACAAUGGCUCGACCAUUGUCGCCAUGGCAGGCGAUAAGUGUGUAGGCAUCGCCUCGGACUCGCGCUACGGAAUUCGACAGCUGCAGACGGUGAGCUGCAACAGGCAGAAGUGCUUCCAGGUGACCGACCAAUGCUAUGUUGGACUUGCAGGAUUAGCAACAGACGUGCAGACCAUGAGCCAGCUGUUAAACUUCCGCAUGAAGUUGUUCAGUCUGCGGGAGGAGCGCGUCAUGCAGCCAAAGAUGAUCGGCAACAUGCUCGCGUCCAUGCUGUAUGAGAAGCGUUUUGGGCCGUGGUUCACAGAGCCAGUCGUCGCCGGGUUGGAUAAAGAUCAAAAUCCGUUUCUUUGUGGAUUCGACUUCAUCGGAUGCCUGUCUACCGCAGAGGACUUCGUAGUGUCGGGCACGACUUCAGAUCAGCUCUUUGGUGUGUGCGAAUCCUUCUGGCGCCCUGGCAUGAACAAGGAUGAGCUCUUCGAGACUCUCUCCCAGUGCCUGCUGUCGGGUGUGGACCGAGACUGCCUGGCGGGUUGGGGUGGUGUCGUCCACAUCAUCACACCCGAUGAGAUCAUCACAAAGAAGCUCAAAGGUCGUAUGGAUUAG